AUGCCUCCGAAGUUCGACCCCAACCAGGAGAUCACCGUCAUUGUGCGCGCGGUCGGCGGCGAGGUGCCCGCCACGGCGUCGCUCGCACCGAAGGUCGGUCCGCUCGGUCUGAACGCCAAGAAGAUCGGCGAGGACAUCGCCAAGUCGACGAAGGACUGGAAGGGUCUCAAGGUAACGUGCGAGCUGCGCGUCAAGAACCGUGUGGCGUCGGUGGUCGUCACGCCGUCCGUCGCGUCGCGUCUGAUCCGCGCGCUGAAGGAGCCGCCGCGCGACCGCAAGAAGGUGAAGAACAUCAAGCACAACGGCAAUAUCCCCUUCUCGGAGGUCCUCAAGAUCGCGAAGGAGGCGGCGCCCAACUCGAUGGGUGCGAACAUGAAGUCUGUCGUGAUGGAGGUUCUUGGCACGGCCGUCUCUGUCGGCUGCACGAUCGACGGCGAGAGCCCGCAGGCGAUGCAGGACAAGGUCCGCGAGGGCAAGGUGAAGGUUCCCAACUAG
Molecule: messenger RNA, 495 nt
Organism: Trypanosoma grayi
Lineage: Eukaryota; Euglenozoa; Kinetoplastea; Trypanosomatida; Trypanosomatidae
Product: putative 60S ribosomal protein L12
Exons: 1
Coding region: 1-495 (164 amino acids)
Biological process (GO): translation
Cellular component (GO): ribosome; cytosolic large ribosomal subunit
Molecular function (GO): large ribosomal subunit rRNA binding; structural constituent of ribosome
Source: RefSeq, a predicted model, not a curated record